Molecule: messenger RNA, 2151 nt
Organism: Rotaria socialis
Lineage: Eukaryota; Metazoa; Rotifera; Eurotatoria; Philodinida; Philodinidae
Source: the annotation of a GenBank genome assembly
AUGGGAACUUGCACGUCAACAGUAAGACAUUGUCAGAAGCAGCAACAGCAUAAUCGAGCAACAUCAAAGAAUACUAUUGUCCUUGGUCUUAAAUCACCUCCACCAUUACCACCAUUACCAACGAUUUCAUUUCCAAAUCAGCAACGUCAACAUUCUCAUUAUUUAUCUAAAGAUUUUGAUAUUGUAUCAUCAUCAUUGACUAAACCUAUCUUUCAUCAGGCAGAUACAAAUAGUUUGAUACACUUAUAUUCGUGUAAUACUAAUAUUAACAACAACAACAACAACAACAACAACUAUAGUAAUAGUAAUAGUUGUAGUAUAAUCGAUUGGAUGUCGUCAUCAGCAUCGACUGUAAGGCAGGCUCCGCCUCGAAUUCCUGUGCCCAAAACUCGACUACCUGUUCAUUAUCUGCCAUCAUCGCAACAAGCAAAUGUAAUUGUACAAUCGAGAAAUGUGGCAUCAACAGUUACUUCAACUAAUGAAACAGGCUCUAAAAAACCAAUGUCAAUUACCAAUCGUCCACCACCACCAACUGCAAUGCAAACACGUUUUGGUUUUAUACCAAGACCAGCUGUACCUGGUUUACAACCAAAUCGGUCAACGACAUUUGCAGCUCGUAGUCGUUCAAUUAGUCCAACAUCAAAUUUCAGUGGUAAUUCAUCUUCAUCAUCAUCGAUUGCUUCUCAACGUUUAGCUAAAGUCCAAACGACAUCGAAAGCAAUACCAGCCGCAAAUCUAACUACUCCAACAUCGUCAACAAUAACAACAAAUAAUACUUCAAAAUCUACAAAAACAAGAUCCCCUCGUCAUGCAGAUUCAUCAACAUCGAAAUCAAACGUCAAAUCAACUAUUCAAACUCCAACAGCAGCUAGUCGUAUGCGUUCAAGGACACCAUCACGAACUUCUGCUACAUCUUCAUCAUCAUCUAUUGCUUCUCCACCACUACACCCUCCUCCUUCGUCUGCUCCAUCAGCAACAGCAGCUCACACAACGGCAACAAUAAAAACUGAUGUUAAUGCUAUACGUGAUCGUUAUCGAAAGCAACAGCGUAUGAAUUUCUUUACCCGUCAUACUCCAUUAUCGACAGCUAAUGGUUCACCCAUAGCUAGUUCAAUUAAAUCACCCGAAACAUUGGCGAUUAACAACGAGAAUAAACGAUUAUCACCUAGAAAUGCGAUGACCAAUGAUUUAAAAGUAAUGAGACCUUCAGAAAAACCUUCAUCUCAUAAUGAUUCGACUAGUUCAAAUAUGAAAAAUUCUUCCAAUCAACCUCCAUCUGCACAUCUCUCUCAAAGCAAUAAACACAGACAACGAGCUGUUAGCAUGCUAUCUUCUGCAUCAGCGAUAUCGGAUGUACUUAACCAAGAUACGCUACUCGAAGAUGAUAAUUGUAGCCUCAAGUCAGAAGAUUUAAUGUGUGACUAUGAUGAUACAUUGACAAUCGAUUCUUCAAGUAAAAAUGACCAAACCGAUUCAAAUUCAUUAGCUUCAUUAUCAAUUGGAUCAAAUAAACAAUCGACUACAGUAAUAGCUCAUGCUUCAACGAAGCCAAAUGCUCCUCUUCAUCAACAACAACUACCUCAAACGAAAGAGCAUCGUUCAGCUACUAUAGCCAAAUGCUCAACAGCAACAACGAAUGAUAAAUCGAAUUCUAGUUUACGUGAAACACUUGACGAAUUAACUCGAUUAAGUAAUCGAAUGGAUCAUAAUAUUGACAAUGAACAGAAUCGAAGAUUAAUGACACGUUCAGUUUCAUUAAAGCCACCACCCAGUUAUUUACCACCGCUUGAAGAUGCUGAACAAAUAAGCAUGGACAUUGAAUCUUAUCGGCAAGUGAUGAAAGAUGUUAUGGUUGUUAAAACAAUUCUUCAUCAGCUUGAUCGACUACUUAAACAUUCCGAUGGUGCUAAUAUGACAGAUUCAAUGAUUGGCUCGUUUCAUGAACAUCACGAUCAUAUGUUUAGCUCAAGGCGUUAUUCAACAAGUCAGAACGAUGGAAGUCUUCUGAAUUCAAUUGAUGAAAAUUCUACGUAUGAUGAUUUACUAAAAGAAAUAAUGUCAUUACGUAAAGAAAAAGAACAAGAUAAGCAAACAAUCAAAUUAUUGCAAGAACAGAUGUAUAAAUAUUCCAGUCAAACAAAUGGAGGAUAA